Molecule: messenger RNA, 1458 nt
Organism: Aspergillus ochraceoroseus IBT 24754
Lineage: Eukaryota; Fungi; Ascomycota; Eurotiomycetes; Eurotiales; Aspergillaceae
Product: aldehyde dehydrogenase
Exons: 3
Coding region: 1-1458 (485 amino acids)
Molecular function (GO): succinate-semialdehyde dehydrogenase (NAD+) activity
Source: RefSeq, a predicted model, not a curated record
AUGGGGGAUUUCUGUGUCACCGACAGCCUGCCCGUAACAGUUCCACUAAUCAUCAAUGGCGAGGAAGUAGUCACUACCGAUUGCUUUGACAUUGUGUCUCCCCUGACAGGCAAGAAGAUUUGGUCUUGCUCCUCUGUUUCUCGCAAAUAUGCCGACGCCGCCGUGGAAGCUGCCUCACAGGCAUAUCCUAUGUGGUCAGCGACGAAGCCCACAUUCCGGAGGAACAUCCUCCUCAAGGCCGCAGAUAUUUUAGAACACCGAGCCCACGAGUGUCAGGAAUACAUGUCGCAGGAAACAGGAGGCACUUUUCCAUUUUUAGGAAUCAAUGUGGACACUUCCUGCGAGAUUCUACGUGAUCUUGCGGGACGCAUAAGUGGCUCUCUCGCGGGCAUCGUGCCCAUAUGCCAAGAUGAGGGCACGCAUGCCAUGGUGUUAAGGGAGCCGUACGGCGUCGUUUUAGGAAUUGCACCGUGGAACGCUCCCUAUAUACUCGGCAUCCGUGCUAUCGCGUAUGCACUCGCUGCCGGAAACACUUGCAUUCUAAAAGGAAGUGAAGUGUCGCCACGCUGUUUCUGGGCAAUUGGGUCAAUAUUCAAAGAAGCUGGGUUACCCGAUGGUUGUUUGAAUGUGAUCUACCACCGGCCAGAAGAUGCUGCAGAAAUCACCACUGCCCUUAUCGAACAUCCUGCAGUCAGCAAAAUCAAUUUCACUGGAAGCACCGCCGUCGGAAGUAUUAUUGCCUCCACGGCGGGAAAAAACCUCAAGCCCGUUCUACUAGAACUGGGCGGAAAGUCUAGUGCCAUCGUCUGCAAGGAUGCUGAUCUCCAGAAAGCAGCACAGCAAUGUGUGCGCGGGGCUUUUCUGCAUUCGGGACAAAUUUGCAUGUCUACGGAGCGCAUACUGGUCCACAAAGAUAUUGCGGAACGAUUUAUAGAUUUGAUCAAGAAAGAAAUCCAAGAUACUCACGGACUAGGAGGCUCUACAGUGACUCUAGCUCAACCGGCCGGUGUCCAGAGGAAUCAAAGUCUCCUUUCCGACGCGGCUUCCCAAGGCGCUACCUUACUCCCCAGUCCUUGUGAUCAAGAAAAGUUAUCCCGGUUCCAAAUGUACCCUGCUGUUGCUGUCGGUGUCACUUCCCAAAUGAACCUAUAUCACACCGAAAGCUUUGGGGCAUCUGUUAGCUUGAUCGUCGUUGAAAGUGACGAGCAGGCCAUCUCGAUUAGCAAUGAUACUGAAUACGGCUUAAGCGGGGCCGUGUUUACGGAAGACCUAGCUAAUGGUCUCUCCAUCGCCAAGAGGAUCAAGAGUGGUGCAGUCCAUAUCAACAGCAUGACGGUGCAUGAUGAGGCCGGGCUGCCACAUGGUGGUGUGAAGAAAAGCGGAUGGGGAAGAUUCAAUGCCGCAUUCGGGCUUGAUGAAUUUCUCCAGACCAAGACAAUCACCUUUCAACAACGUUAA